AUGAACCGUCCCAUCCAGGUGAAACCGGCCGACAGCGAGGGCCGAGGAGAAGACAGGAAGCUCUUUGUGGGCAUGCUGGGGAAGCAGCAGAGCGAGGACGACGUCCGGCGCCUCUUUGAACCCUUCGGCCAGAUCGAGGAGUGCACCAUCCUCCGAGGGCCCGAUGGAGCCAGCAAAGGUUGUGCCUUUGUGAAAUACGGCAGCCACGCCGAGGCGCAGGCUGCCAUCAACAGCCUGCACGGCAGCCAAACCAUGCCGGGUGCCUCCUCCAGCCUGGUGGUGAAGUUUGCGGACACGGAUAAGGAGAGGACCCUGCGACGGAUGCAUCAGAUGGCGGGGCAGCUGGGCAUCUUCAACCCCAUGACCAUCCAGUUUGGCGCCUACGGGGCCUAUACGCAAGCGAUCAUGCAGCAGCAGGCAGCCCUGAUGGCAGCGGCGCAGGGGGCGGUCUCCCGCCGCCCGCCGCCGCAGCCCACCGGGCAGCCCGCCUCCGAGACCAUCUACACCAACGGCAUCCACCCCUACCCAGCUCAAAGCCCUACGGUGGCAGAUCCCCUCCAGCAAGCCUACGCAGGCAUGCAGCACUAUGCAGCAGCGUAUCCCACCGCCUACGCACCCAUCAGCCAAGCCUUUCCCCAGCAAGCGCCCAUCAUCCCGCAGCAGCAGCGAGAAGGUCCCGAAGGCUGUAACCUGUUUAUUUAUCACCUGCCCCAGGAGUUCGGGGAUGCGGAGCUCACGCAGAUGUUCUUGCCUUUCGGCAAUGUCAUCUCUGCCAAAGUCUUUGUGGACCGUGCCACCAACCAGAGUAAAUGCUUUGGUUUCGUCAGUUUUGACAAUCCGACGAGCGCUCAGGCAGCCAUUCAGGCCAUGAACGGCUUCCAGAUCGGCAUGAAGAGGCUAAAAGUCCAGCUAAAGCGGCCGAAAGAUGCCAACAGACCCUACUGACCCCUGUUCACCCUGGCCCUGCGGAGAGGUCGGGCGUCCCGCGGUGUCUGACGACUUUCCCCUUCCCCAAGUGCAGUAUCCAAACCCGUAACUCUCUUUCUUUGCACCACAUCCCGGAGGAGGAGGAAGAGGAGGAGGAGGUGAUGGAGA
Charadrius vociferus (killdeer) is the source of this 1095-nucleotide messenger RNA. It is a transcript of the gene CELF6, whose product is annotated as CUGBP, Elav-like family member 6. The transcript is spliced from 11 exons. Gene Ontology annotation, biological process: regulation of alternative mRNA splicing, via spliceosome; mRNA splice site recognition. The coding region runs from base 1 to 945 and encodes 314 amino acids. The record is from RefSeq and is a predicted model, not a curated record. Gene Ontology annotation, molecular function: mRNA binding. Gene Ontology annotation, cellular component: cytoplasm; ribonucleoprotein complex; nucleus. Lineage: Eukaryota; Metazoa; Chordata; Aves; Charadriiformes; Charadriidae.